Molecule: messenger RNA, 2516 nt
Organism: Saccostrea cuccullata (small rock oyster)
Lineage: Eukaryota; Metazoa; Mollusca; Bivalvia; Ostreida; Ostreidae
Product: cytochrome P450 7A1-like
Exons: 4
Coding region: 143-1615 (490 amino acids)
Biological process (GO): bile acid biosynthetic process; cholesterol homeostasis
Molecular function (GO): heme binding; steroid hydroxylase activity; oxidoreductase activity, acting on paired donors, with incorporation or reduction of molecular oxygen
Source: RefSeq, a predicted model, not a curated record
GUAUAUAAGGAAUAAAAAAAGGUUGUGAAUUCAACAGGUUGUAAAUUCGUCACAAAGGAAAUUAUCAUACGCAUUUGAACUUUAUUUUAUUAUCACGGAUUUACUUUACAAGAGACUUUUCUGAAUCAAAGAAGAAAUCAAGAUGAUACCAAUUUCAGUCUACAUUGGUGUAUUAGUGGUGCUGACAGUGGCGGCUUACUUUAAAUUCCUAUUUAGGAUACGGAAAGAAAACGAACCCCCAAUUCCAAAGGGCCACUUUAUAUGGGGAAAUGGUGAACAGUUCCACAGAAAUGCCGUUAAAUUCCUACACGACACACAGAAAAAAUUAGGAGACAUUUUUACAAUUCGUCUUUUUCAUCAGCAUUUAACAAUCCUUAUGGACCCCCACUCAUAUGAAAGAAUGGUCAAGGAGAAAAACUUUGAUUUUGAUGCAAUUCAGCGACAGGUUAAUCAUAAUGUCUUCAGCUUUGCCCUCGUAGAUGCCCGUAACAUGAUCAAGGAGGCUGGCAAAAGAGUCAGGGGACCAUACCUCAACAAGGGAAUGAACCAAUAUGCCAAAUACCUCAAUGAGGCUUAUGUCGAUGUCAACGAAAGAACCGAAAUGGAUGCACUGAAGCCUGAAUGGCACACAGAUGGACUUAGAUCUUUUAAUGCUAAAACCCUGUUUUCUGCUCUGUUCUUCACAAUUUUUGGUAAAAUGGACAAACAAACUCCAUUUGAGCCCAAUACCGUAUUUAAGCACUUCGAUACUUUUCACAAAUACUUCAACUACCUCUGGCUCGGAAUGCCGGCUAACAUGUUCCCAGAAGCUCUCAAGUCUCUGAAGUUUCUUUGCGAUCAACCAACUUCCCAAGACUUUCUCCAGAGAGACGACCUGUCCGAAUACAUUCGAUUUUCCGUGAAUUUCAUGUUGGAGCACGGCCAGACAGAGCAGGACAUUAUCGGACACAAUCUUGUGUAUCUCCACGUCAACUACAACACGUUCAGAAUGGCCUUCUGGGCUAUCUACCACCUGAUGGAGCACCCCGAGGCUUUAGAGGCUCUGAGAGAGGAGGUCCGGACAGUCAUCGAAAAGAGAGAGGACAACGUCAACGAAGAUGGUGAAGUGGAACUCAGUCUGGAUGAUGUGGAUCGGCUACCUAUUCUUGACAGCAUUACUAAGGAAACUCUGAGGGUGUCAGGCGGUGUGUUCAUGGUCAGGGCUGUUGCCGAGGACACCGAGUUUGAGACAGAGGAUGGCAAGAAAUACAGUCUACGAAAAGGAGACAAAGUAGCCAUGUAUCCCCCGGCCAUCCACAAAGACCCCGAAAUUUUCGAAAACCCUGACGAAUACAAAUAUGACAGAUUCGUUGAUGCCAAAUUUUACAAGAAUGGAAAAGAAGUCAAGAACCCCAUCUUGGCAUUUGGUUCAUUGUGUCCAGGCAAAAAGUACGCCAUUUGCCAAGCUAAAUGGUUUAUGUUGUCUUUGGUGAAUGCUUUUGACUUCGAGCUUUGCGAGGGAGAGAAAACACAAUGUGAUGUAAACUAUCACGGACAUGAAAUUUUACCACCAACCAAUGAAGUUCAAAUUCGCUACAGAUUACGGCAAGGGCAUAAGAAAUUAGUAUUUGUUUAAUGGACAAUUUUCAGUCGUUCAAGGUUGUGUUUUUAUUAUUUAUUGACCAAUGAAAGGAAGCUAGAGGAGUGACCUAAGGUGAGAGUGAUGCAUGAAUGAGAGAGCGGUAGAUCGAAUGUGAGCUCCAUGGUUGUGACACUUUAUUUUAUGCCAGUAGAACUUACAAAAUUAUUGUAUAUUUUGCAUAACAGGUCCCAAAAAUAAUUUUGUCGGUAUGUGAUAUGUGUGUCUGUGAGAGUGUGAAUUUCAUUUUAUCGUUCAUUUUGAGAUAUUUUUUUCAUCCCCUCAUGUUUUGUUUGCAUUUGCUUGAGAGUUUAUAGGCAUUUAAGCAUAAUCCCAACUUUCUGUGUUUUACGGGUACAUGUGCAAAUACAGACUAAUAAGACUAUGGCAGAUUGCCGCGGUAGAAUUUUAUAUUGUUUGAAUCUCCACAGUAUCGAGUUCGCCAAGAAAAUUGAAGAAUCUCCUAUUAUUGUCUCAAGAUUGUAUUAGAACUCGUAGCAAUUUUUGUCCCUUUUUGUGAUUAGGAAGGAUAUUUCAAGUUUUUUGCCAAUUUUGUAAUGUUGACAAAUUGUUGUGAUGCCAUUGUCGACAUGUUUGAAUACUUUGCAUCAACAAAAACUUUAUUUUUGUAUUUCAUCAAUUGACAUUUACAAUUGUGAACAUGUCAAUAACAAAACAUAUGUUGUAUAUUAUUUUUGUCAUGCCGCAUUUUCGAACAUGAUUUUAUUCAUGUUAAACCCAUUUGUCUCCAUGUUCAACAUUUGUAAAAUAUCAUUUAUUUAUUUUUUAAGUUAUUGAUAAUUUAUUUGAACGUCCAAUUUAAGAUAUGUCGAAUCCAAGGUGCUUUACAACCCAUUCAGGUUGUUACAAUUUGUUAUAAAUAAAAUAUACAAAAACA